CACGAUAUGGUUGUCAAAUACAUUAACACUUAAGUGCUCUAUACAUCUGUUAGAUUAAAACUGUUGCAAGUAUAAGUUGCAAAAUACAAAUAUAAAUCGCUCCUUCGAAAGUUUGUACGGAGGCUGAUAUAAAUAUUGCAUCCACUGGUUAGCUUAUCUGACGAAAAACGAAAUUCAUUGAAAUGAAAUCUUUUGUUCUGUCAAUAUUAGCAUUAUUUUUAAUUUUGACGGUAAUUGGGAACGCUUCUGCCAAAUGUAGACACAAUGAAACUGUUCCCGGUUGCCGUCCAUGCUCGGUAACAUGUGCCGACCAGCACAAGAUUUGUUCGAAAAUUUGUAUUCACAAUUACAAAUGUUACUGCAAACCUGGAUACUUGAAAAAACAUGGCAAAUGUGUACCAAUAUCACAAUGCUGAGCGAUGAAUAUGAGGUUUCCUACGUUUAUGAUUUGUAAUCUAUCAUAAUAAAGGUUGUUAUUCCAGCAUAUACCAUUUGUUCAUCGUCUAAAAACUACGUAAACAGUUUCUCUCUUAGCUAAUAUGCUAAGUGACAUAUAAAUCCGAACACCCAGUUUAAAUGGU
Molecule: messenger RNA, 581 nt
Organism: Acanthoscelides obtectus
Lineage: Eukaryota; Metazoa; Arthropoda; Insecta; Coleoptera; Chrysomelidae
Source: the annotation of a GenBank genome assembly